AUGGCCUUCACGGCGGUGCAUUACCCAAUGGACAAAGAGCAGAACCAGCUCUCGUACUGGCCGGACAAUGACGAGCUGGCAGUGACGGGCGACAACUUCUUUGACCAGUUCGUCACCUUUGACUCUGGGGAUCCGUCAGCACUGGGCGGCGACUUUCUCGAGGAUCCGCCCAGUCCGUCCCUUCUUCUCGACUCCCUCGACGACAGCUUGACCAAUUCGUCCUCCAAUGACCAGGACCUGCACACUGGGCGUUCCAAUGCCGAGGGAGAGAGCGCGGCUAAGACAAACUUCCUCAUGCUACCUUCCCGUACCAGGGCCGAGCAGCCCAACUCCACCCCGGCAGUACUGACAGCUUUGGCGGCAGACCCAAUAUUGAGUGUUGGUUCGAUAUCCGACUCGGAGCUCCUCCGCCUCGAGGGGAUCUCGUUGAAGUCGCCCAAAGGGACACUCACAGCACCAUCGAGUCCACCUUUCGAUAACACGGAAUCCUUGAGUCCACGCAAACAUAGUCGGUUCGUCGAAUCGGUGUAUGCAACGAUACGGCGUGCCACCCACCGCUCAAAGCCGCGACGAUCGGGUCAGACGAAUAUAACGGCGAUGGAUGCGUUUAAGGGUGAUAUGGGACCACAUCACGAAUUUGGAAGCUCCGAUAUCAAUGAUUACACCAGGGACUUGUUGGGGGAGGUGAAGCAAGAGCCAAUUGAUAACAGCGGGCUGCCCCAGUCACCGCCAUUGACGGGUAGGAUCCCCAAUGACCACCACUCCGAUAGCAUGCGCUUCGUGAGCGGCCACCUCGACGACCCCUUUGGCGAGGGCAUGCUGGCACCAUCCACAGUUAUCAACCCGGCCAAGAACCACAACGUCGACACGCCCAUGAGCACACCGGUACUCAACGGGGACUCAUUCUAUCAACAUCCCAUGGCGUCCCUGGAGCUGAACACAAACCCCCAUCGACAACAGCAGCCGAAGGCGCAGCGGAGCGCCAGUUCGGCCGAGUGGCCCAUGGAGGGCCUGCUCGACGGCAACUACGGCGACGAUGCUGCCAACCUGUGGUCCUCGUCGUCCUCGUCGGCGGCGUACAUCCCCGACCGCGGCCUCAUGGCGAGUCCGGGCUGGUGGGACGCCAAUACCGCCGGUAUCAACGGCGAGCCGGCCCUCUCGUCGGACCAUAACCACCACUACAGCCACGAGCAAACCAACAACAGUAACGGCACCAACAAGAACCCCGCCCUCAACCUUUCGCUCCACACCCAGCAGCAGCAGCACGCCGACCUGCCCUACGAGUUCAGCACCACCACCAACAACGCCAACACCAACCCAGAGCUCUCCGGCCUCAUGAUCCACAUGCCCCAACCGCAGCCCCCGCAAGCCGCCGUGCUAAGCGCCAGUCUCAACGACACGCUCUCAGCGCGGGCGUCAAGCUUCUCGCUCGCGCCUCCUCCCCCGCAACAUCAGUCCCACCAUAAUGGCUACAACGGCCACAACGGCGGCCACAGCGAACAGCGCCGCCCCCGCCCGCGCGCCCCGUCCUCGGGCGCCCGCCACCACUGCUCCCUGACCUCGCCGCGCAAGCUGCACCACAGCGGCAGCCGGCCGUACCUGCGGGAGGAAUCGACGUCGCCGACGCCGCCGCAUCGGGCGCGGGCUUUGUCUGGGUCCUCCGGUUCGCACCCACAGCAGCAGCGCAGCCACUCGAUAUCCGUGCGCAAGCGACGAUCGUGGUGCAGGCGGGAACCGCGGACGCCGACCUCGUCUACAUCAACCAGUUUUGGGUCCCUUAACAACGGAGCAGCAGGCGGAGGGACCGACAUUAGCGGGAUGAACAUGAGCGGGAUGAGCAUGAACGUAAGCAGAAGCGGUGGGGGUAUAGAUUUUGUCAACUUCACCCCGUCGGACAAGAACGUGCUGAUGACGGGGGUGGCACCGAGCGGGUCGUCCAAGACCAAGGCGCGCCGCGAGAAGGAGGCGCUAGAGAAGAGGAGGCGGAUGAGCGAGGCGGCGCUUAAGGCUGUGCAGGCUGCGGGCGGGGAUAUUGAUAGGCUUGUUGAGGAGGGGUUUGUUAUGUGA
Anthostomella pinea is the source of this 2067-nucleotide messenger RNA. Lineage: Eukaryota; Fungi; Ascomycota; Sordariomycetes; Xylariales; Xylariaceae. The record is from the annotation of a GenBank genome assembly.